Molecule: messenger RNA, 2468 nt
Organism: Prunus avium (sweet cherry)
Lineage: Eukaryota; Viridiplantae; Streptophyta; Magnoliopsida; Rosales; Rosaceae
Source: RefSeq, a predicted model, not a curated record
AAAGAAAAGAAAAGAAAUUGACCAAUGCUGUGUUACUCUGCUGUCACCCACCGGACUCCAUUCCAUUUCAACUUUCUAAUGCAUUUCAAAUCCGUUGCCCUUCACUGGUUCUAACAUUACGAUUCUACUUUCCUUUCUCUACCAUUCUCUCUCUGUUCCAAAAUAAGCUUUUGGGUCCUUGUGAGCCUUUAUAUGAGGUUGAGGGCAUAGAACCCCGUACUUUAGGCUUUUGCGCUUUAAAACACUGGUGUUGGUAAAUCAUCUCAUUUGUUAGCCAGCCAACUCUGAAAGAUUGUACUCCCAAGUCCCAACAAUGCAUGCCAUGUGAUUGAUGUAAACUCAAGUCUGAAUGAUUACAUGGCCUCCUGGGGUAAAAUUAUAGUAGUGCAGUACUGCAUGAAGAGAGAGGAAGAUUUCUUGAACUUGUUGUAGCUUCUUGAUGGAAUGUUCCAAGGAACGGACAAUGCAGUCUGCCAUGGAAGAAUUAGUCUCCAACUUGUCAAGAAUAUCUAGGAGCCAAACAUUCUGAUAAAGUCUUCAAAUCAGAAGGUGGUCCAGACUCCUGUCUGCAAAAUGCUGGUUUAGAAAGCCACUCCCCAGGUGUCUAUAAAGAAUACUGUGGUGCUGAGAUUUCAGAUUUGUCUUGUGAGAGCACUCCAAGGCUUGGAUACAAGGAUAACCGCAGUUCUCUUUUGCUUGAUCAUAUGUCAGUACAAGAACGACAAUUGGCCUUUAGGAACAUGUUCAGACAUGAAACACCAGUAAUGGACAAGCAGUGGCCGAAGCACAGUACUUCACCUGGUUUGCAGAAUUUUUUUGAGUUAGAAAGUCGUUCAAACCUCGCAGAAUGUGGUCUAAUGUCCAAAAAAAAUGAAGGAAAAACUGUUCUCUCGUCUAGCAUUGAGUUCUUUGGAAGGGAUUCUGGCACAAUCAAAGGAUCACUAAGUGAUGAAAGUAUGUCUAGAGAUCUGCUGGUAAAACGGAAGAAGCUUGCUGACCAUGAAUCUUUGAAGACCUCAAAUUCUAGGGUUAGUGAAAUUGAACUAUGCUCGUCGGAUGAAAGGGAUAAAGCAGGAGCGUUUGCCAUGCAAAAGAGAUCACGAAGGCCUCCCAGGAGAUACAUUGAAGAAUUAGCAGAGUCUAAAUCAAAGUUUUAUAGUAGAAAAUGUGGAGUGGCUUGUAAGAGGUCCAAGAACAGCUUUCUGCAUGUUAGAUCUGACAAAAAUAAUAGGCAGAAGGAGACUCAGGAAGAAACAUUGCUUUGUCAAGAUAAAUCUUAUGAAGUAGGUUGUAUUCAAGUUCCAUUUGGCCUUCCAGUGGAAACGGGCCAGUUAGAGGAACAUAACUCAUCUCUGAACUCUGAGGAUUGCAAGGACCACAGACUCCUAAGAUCCAGUGAGAAACUUGAGAUUGAGUAUUCUGCAGCAAAAUCACGAGAGGAGAUUUCUGAAGAUGAGUGUGUCUUGAGGAGAAGUACUCAAAAAGGUAGCAAACAGAUAAAGCAUUAUACAUCUUGGACUUCUUCUGAAGUGAUGAAGUUAAUUGAAGGUGUUUCUCAGUGUGGAGUUGGAAGAUGGAGUGAAAUGAAGAGAUUACUGUUUUCUUCAUGUUCACAUCGAACAGCUGUUGAUAUUAAGGACAAAUGGCGUAAUUUGUUAAAAGCUAGCUGCACUCAGUUGCAGAAAGAGAGAAAGAUUAAGAGAGACAUAAGCAAGCAAGCAUCCGAUCAUGUACCAGAAUCUGUUUUGCAGCGCGUUAGGGAGUUGGCCGUCAUUUAUCCAUAUCCAAGGCGAAAAAGUCAACAGGGAAAGAGAGUUCUGUAUACGUCUUUUUCUCAUCCUUAUCUCAAGUAGUCGUUGUCAUUUUGUCAGCGCUUAUUAUUGCGUUGUAAAACUUCAAUCCACUCAAAUAUCAACCUUCAAAGUGUGAUUGCGGCUCUACUACAAUGGGUUUUUUUUCCCUCAACACAAAUGAUAGGAUAUUUUCAAAGAUACCACGAUACCGCGAUAGAACUGGCCAACUACAAUGCUUGGAGUCAACUUUUUGCAUCCAAGGAAUUUGCUGCAAUAAUAACUCUGAGGAUUGCAAGGACCAGACUCCCAGGAUCCAGUGAGAAACUUGAGAUUGAGUAUUCUCUAGCAAAGUCACGAGAGGAGAUUUCUGAAGAUGAGAGUGUCUCGAGGAGAAAUACUCAAAAAGUUAGCAAAUAGACAAAGCUUUAUACAUCUUGGACUUCUUCUCAAGUGAUGAAGUUUUGAAGGUGUUUCUCAGUGUGGAGUUGGAAAAUGGAGUGAAAUGAAGAAAGAGAGAAAGAUUAAGAGAGAGAUAUAAGCAAGCGAGCAUCCGAUCACGUUCCAGAAUCUGUUUUGCAGCGCGUUAGGGAGUUUGGCCGUCAUCUAUCCAUAUCCAAGGCGAAAAAAGGUCCGCUCGUAAUACUCAUGCAAUGUCUUCGUUUUCAACCACCAAGA